Molecule: messenger RNA, 570 nt
Organism: Nestor notabilis (Kea)
Lineage: Eukaryota; Metazoa; Chordata; Aves; Psittaciformes; Psittacidae
Gene: TFAP2A
Product: transcription factor AP-2 alpha (activating enhancer binding protein 2 alpha)
Exons: 3
Biological process (GO): regulation of cell population proliferation; regulation of transcription by RNA polymerase II; anatomical structure development
Cellular component (GO): nucleus
Molecular function (GO): RNA polymerase II transcription regulatory region sequence-specific DNA binding; DNA-binding transcription factor activity, RNA polymerase II-specific
Source: RefSeq, a predicted model, not a curated record
UGCCUUUCUGUGCGGAACAGGGCAAAGUCUAAAAACGGAGGAAGAUCUCUGCGGGAGAAACUGGACAAAAUAGGAUUAAACCUGCCAGCCGGGAGGCGUAAAGCUGCUAACGUUACCUUGCUCACGUCACUCGUGGAGGGAGAAGCAGUACAUCUAGCUAGAGACUUUGGGUACGUUUGUGAGACAGAAUUUCCUGCCAAAGCAGUAGCUGAAUUUCUCAACCGACAACAUUCCGAUCCAAACGAGCAAGUCACAAGAAAAAACAUGCUUCUAGCUACAAAACAGAUCUGUAAAGAGUUCACCGACCUGCUGGCUCAGGACCGAUCUCCCCUGGGGAACUCGCGGCCCAACCCCAUUUUGGAGCCGGGCAUCCAGAGCUGCCUGACCCACUUCAACCUCAUCUCACACGGCUUCGGGAGCCCGGCGGUGUGUGCUGCCGUCACUGCCCUGCAGAACUAUCUCACCGAGGCGCUCAAGGCCAUGGACAAAAUGUACCUCAGCAACAAUCCCAACAGCCACACAGACAACAGCACCAAAAGCGGCGACAAAGAGGAGAAGCACCGAAAGUGA